This is a messenger RNA of Setaria italica (foxtail millet), 2243 nucleotides long. RefSeq names its product coleoptile phototropism protein 1. The coding region runs from base 169 to 2091 and encodes 640 amino acids. The record is from RefSeq and is a predicted model, not a curated record. NCBI's taxonomy places the organism in Eukaryota, Viridiplantae, Streptophyta, Magnoliopsida, Poales, Poaceae. The transcript has 2 exons.
UUCACGGUUCUGUUACAACGGAGACAACGGGUGGGUCAUCAACUGUCAGAACAAGUCAGAUGAUGAGCACAAUCAAUCAUAACUGACGCAGUCGUAUGCAUAGCAGUUUCCUAGAUCCUACAAUGAAAGCAUAAAUACGCCAUCAAAUGAUCACAGCAAGUGGCAGGAAUGGAGAUCUGGGAAGCCAUGGAGAGGGAAAACCACGUCGCAGAGCGCGGCCUCGUCCCCAUCGUCAACGGCGUCGACGUGCAGGUGCAGCACGAGCACGGCGGCGCUAAGAUGGACAUGGAAGGCUUCGUGCGCAGGGGCCAAUCAUGCCGCUAUGCUAGCAGUGACAUCCCGAGCGAUCUGCUCGUCAAGGUGGGAGGCGUCAACUUCCACCUCCACAAGCACCCCAUGAUCUCCCGGAGCGCCCGCCUGGCCCGGCUCGUCGACGAGGCGUCGGCGCUGCACGGUCCCAUCGCCGCCACCGUGGUCGAGCUCCCCGAUCUUCCAGGCGGGCACGGCGCGUUCGAGCUAGCCGCUAAGUUCUGCUACGGCGUGGUGGUCGACAUCACGGCUGCCAACGUCGCCGUCCUGCGCUGCGCAGCCGAGUACCUGGAGAUGACGGAGGAGUUGGAGGAGGGCAACCUCGCCUUCCGCGCGGAGGCUUUCCUAAGCUACGUCGUGGCGUCGUCGUGGCAGGACUCGGUCGCCGUGCUCCGGAGCUGCGAGGGCCUCUCGCCGUGGGCCGAGGAUCUGCAGCUCGUUCGCCGAUGCAGUGAGUCCGUCGCCGCCAAGGCGUGCACCAACCCGCGGGCCAUGCGGUGGGCCUACGCCGCUGGCAGGAUGUCGCCGGCGAAGACGACGGCGAGGGCCGGCGCGUCCAGCGGCGACACCGGCCAGCAGCCCGCGCCGCCGCCGGACUGGUGGGUGGACGACGUCUGCGUGCUUAGGAUCGAUCACUUCGUGCGCGUCAUCACCGCCGUCCAGGCUAAAGGCAUGCGCGGCGACCUCGUCGGCGCCGCCAUCACGCGAUACUCCUUCAAAUGGCUCAACAUCAAGGAGAGCCCCGCGUCGCAUGGGCACGGCCACUGCGCGCUCGAAAUUGUCAUCGCCGGGGAGGGCGACACGCAGACGACGCCGGAGACGGACAGCGAGCAGAGGAUGGUGGUGGAGAGCCUGAUCAGCAUCAUCCCCGCGCAGAAGGACUCCGUGUCGUGCAGCUUCCUCCUCCGGCUGCUCCGCCUGGCCGUCACGCUCAAGGCGGCGCCGGCGCUGGUGACGGAGGUGGAGAAGCGCGUGGGCAUGCAGCUCGACCAGGCGGCGCUGUCCGACAUCCUGAUCCCGUCGUCGUCGUAUCCCUACGGCCGCCUCCGCUCCGACGCCGCGUACGACGUCGACCUCGUGCAGCGGCUCGUCGAGCAGUUCGUGGUGCAGGAGCAGUCGUCGUCGUCCACCCCAAGCCGCGGCAAGGAGGAGAACACGAGGUCGCAGCGCGUGGCGAGCCUGAUCGACAGCUACCUCUCCGAGGUGUCCCGUGACCGGCACCUCCCCCUGGGUAAGUUCCAGGCCCUGGCGGAGUCGGUGCCGGAGCCGGCGCGCGGCUGCCACGACGGGCUCUACCGCGCCGUGGACUCGUACCUGAAGGCGCACCCGGCGGCAACGGAGCACGAGCGGAAGCGGCUGUGCCGGGCGGUGGACUGCGGGAAGCUGUCGCGGGAGGUGCGCGCGCACGCGGCGGAAAAUGAGCGGCUGCCGCUGCGCGUCGCCGUGCGGGUGCUGCUGGCGGAGCAGGCCAAGAUGGCUGCCUCGAUCGGCAGGGCGGGGAGGAAGGAGGACGACGUCGCCGCGCUGAGGAUGGAGGUGGAGAUCGUUAACGCCAGGUACAUGGAGCUGCAGCGGGAGGUGGAGCUACUACAGAGACAGGUGGAACGCAUGCUGCCGCCGCCGUCCGCCGCGGGGAAGCAACAGAGCGUGUCGGGGUGGGCAAGCGGGUGGAAGAAGCUCGGGAGAUUGGGUAGGAUUCAGGUGGAGCAGCCGGUAGUUACAGUGGCGCCCGGCGAGACGGGGAGCAGGGAGCCUCGGCGGAGGAGGAACUCGGCCUCGUGAGCUGUACAGUAUAUAGCUUAUUGUACUCAUCAUCAUACUAGGAUCUUUGGGUGGUGGAGGCGCAGAUCCUUAUAAUAGUACAAGGUCCUGUUUGGAUAUAUUUCUCCUAUCUAACCGAAGAUUUUCUCAUUUCUCACUUUUUACUUCUCGUA